AGACUGAAACUGAUACGAAGAGGAAGCUGAACUCCAGUUUGGCUGCUUCAAAGCUACGCGGGCCAACUUCUUUUUGCUUUUGGAGCCAAGUCGUAGAACUCCCAAAACUCAUUCUCACACAGCUUUAGAUCUAUCCCACAUCACCAAAACACCUGUACUUCCACGAAGGAUGUUCAAAAAGUUUUCAUCUGAAGAUGUUUCCUCACAGAAUCAAGUGAAGGCAUCUGUCCAGCGCAAAAUUCGCCAAAGCAUUGCAGAUGAGUACCCAGGACUUGAGCCAGUAUUAGAUGAUUUGCUUCCAAAGAAGUCACCUUUAAUUGUUUGUAAAUGUCAAAAUCAUCUGAAUCUGGUUCUAGUGAAUAAUGUUCCAUUGUUUUUUAAUAUUCGUGAUGGACCUUACAUGCCUACCCUACGACUCCUCCAUCAAUAUCCCAAUAUAAUGAAAAAACUACAAGUAGACAGGGGUGCGAUAAAAUUUGUACUCUCUGGUGCAAACAUAAUGUGUCCUGGUCUUACAUCUCCUGGUGGUGCUUUGGAUGAGGAAGUGGAAGCAGAAACUCCUGUGGCCAUAAUGGCUGAGGGAAAGCAACAUGCUCUUGCUAUUGGAUUUACAAAGAUGUCAGCAAAGGACAUAAAGGCAAUUAACAAGGGCAUUGUGGACAACAUGCAUUAUCUCAAUGAUGGCCUUUGGAAGAUGGAGCGUUUGGAAUGAGGAAAUGGCAAGGCGCAGCUGCAGAUCGAUCCAUGUAACUGAUAAACAAAGAACCUGAAGUUAUUGUUUCAACUUUCUGCUGCAUUUUGAUUUUGUUUUUGUUUUCUUAACUUCUCUCUCAAACUCUUUGUAUCCUGCUGAAGGAAACAUGAGCAAUUUCUCCA
Molecule: messenger RNA, 876 nt
Organism: Mangifera indica (mango)
Lineage: Eukaryota; Viridiplantae; Streptophyta; Magnoliopsida; Sapindales; Anacardiaceae
Product: malignant T-cell-amplified sequence 1 homolog
Biological process (GO): formation of translation preinitiation complex
Molecular function (GO): RNA binding
Source: RefSeq, a predicted model, not a curated record